AAUACAUAGCAGACAUUAAAAUAUCACAAUCGUCAGCCAAAGACGGCCUGAAAUAUUACACCGAAAUAUUUCGCGAGCAUAUAAUUCAAGAGUUGUUGCAAAAACAGCGUAAAUUUAAUCAUGAAAUCUGUUCAUCUUUCGAAGCCGUCAGAAAUCGAGUUUUGAAUAUUCCUGAGACGACCAAAGAGUUACUGGAACUGGGUGACGAUAUGGUAACACUGACGACGUCAUUUAUGGCGGAAAUGGAGGGAAAAAUAAAUUUCACUGUGACAAAAAUGCUGUCGAUGAUAGAAAUGACAACUCUGGACUACGAUGACAUUGAACUGAACCGCGAAACCGUAAAUUGGCUCGCAAAAAUAAAGCCAAUUUUAGAACAAGGUAAUCUGCAGUACGAGCAGAUGAAAUUCGCAUUAGAAGAAAAGUUACAGCAGCGAAAAAACGAUCUCAUUGCUUCUAUUGAAGAUUUGUUUGCAUAUUUAGAAAUAAUGGAUCUUAUGGACGAUGCCGAGCGUAUUUUUGAUUACCUUGAAGACAUGAGGAAGCUUGUACGCUCUUUAGAUCGCUUGGAUGAUGAAAUAAACUGGAUAAAUAACGAAGAAAGUUUAUUCAAAUUUCCACAGACAUAUUUUCCACGGGUGAAAGAACUGAAGGGCAUUAUAAUACCCUUUUAUGAAUUGAUUUAUCAGGCACGCAAAUGGCAACGAGACUCUGGUGUCUGGUUGGACGGACCCUUCGAGUACUUGGACGCAGGAGUUAUAGAAAAUCGCACUGCAGACUAUUAUGCCUUUUUCAACAAAGUGUCGAAAGAGUAUCGAGUUAAAAUAAAAAUGCAAAUAGCUACUGGCUAUCCUUACAUAUUCUCUGGUUCUAUUGACGAUUAUGACCCACUGAACCAACCUGCCCCACUUAAACUGUGCCAUCAGUUAUUAGAAGACAUCAAGUGGUUCAAAAAAUACAUGCCGUUGGCUGUUUGUCUGGUGAAUCCGGCAUUGAAUCAAAGACACUGGGACGAAAUGUCAGCGAUAGCUGGCCAUGAUAUUACUCCGGAUGCUGGAACGACUUUGAGAAAAUUAAUUGACCAAAAUCUUAUGGAAGACGUUGGUAAAUAUGAGGCUAUAAGUGUUAAUGCUUCUAAAGAGGCGGCACUGGUGGAUCUUUUUAAUAAAAUAAAGCAAGAAUGGGACAGCGUUUUAUUUAAUACGAUGAUUUAUAAAGAUUCUGGAGUUAAUAUUUUGACGCAAUUGGACGAUGUAAUACUGAUACUAGAAGAACACACGAUAAAACUUCAAGGAAUGCGAGGUUCUGCAUUUGUAAAACCUGUCGAAAAUGAAGUAAAACUUUUCUACGAACUUCUUGUCCGUAUCAGAAAGACAAUUGACGAGUGGUCGAAACUGCAAGUCCAGUGGAUUUAUUUGUUGCCCAUUUUUACGAGCCCUGAUAUAAUUGCCCAGCUACCAGAAGAAGCUGCAAUGUUUUCUGAAGUCAAUAAGACUUUUUGUGAAAUUAUGGAGUCUGUUGGUGAGGAUCCAAGGGUCAGAGAGUCAGCAGGUUCUUUGGGACUGCUGGAAAAACUCGAAGAAGCCAAUGAACUGAUGGAAAAAAUAAAUCAUGGGGUGGUUGAGUAUUUAGAGAAAAAACGAUUAUUUUUUCCGCGAUUUUUCUUCCUCAGCAAUGAUGACAUGCUAGAAAUUCUUUCGGAAACGAAAGACCCGUUGCGUGUUCAGCCGCAUUUGAAGAAGUGCUUCGAAGGAAUUGCUAAAUUGGGAUUCAAUGAAGACCGUGAAAUUUAUUCGAUGGUCGGGGAUGACGGAGAAGAAAUAAUGAUGCAGGAAGUUAUUUCUACUGACGCGGCAAAGGGUUGCGUCGAAAAGUGGCUUGUGAAAGUGGAAGAACAGAUGGUAAAGACAAUAAAACAUGAAAUAAUGGUCAGUUAUUUUGAUUACGAAGUUACGGAACGCGUUAAAUGGGCGUUAAUUUGGCCGGGGCAGGUUGUUUUGUGCGUUUCACAAAUUUAUUGGUCGUUGGCUGUAACAAAUAGUCUUUUGACUCAGACUAUUUCUGCUCUCGAGUCACUUUACGAUGCUCUUAAAUCCCAGAUGAUUGACAUGGUCGAUUUGGUGAAAGGUAAACUGAAUACACAAAACCGCACGACUCUCAAUGCAUUAAUAACAAUAGACGUUCAUGCUCAAGAUGUGGUGAAGCUAUUGAUCGACAAAAGAAUCACUAGUGAGACAGACUUCGAGUGGCUGGCACAGUUACGUUAUUAUUGGCAAGACAAUGUACUCGUUAGAAUAAUAAACUCAACAGUUAAAUAUGCCUAUGAAUAUUUAGGCAAUUGUUCAAGGCUUGUUAUUACACCGUUAACUGAUCGAUGCUAUCGCACAUUGAUUGGAGCAUACUCGCUACAUUUGAAUGGCGCGCCAGAAGGCCCAGCAGGAACUGGCAAGACUGAGACGACCAAAGAUUUAGCCCGAGCGAUAGCAGUCCAAUGCGUUGUCUUCAACUGUUCAGAAGCGCUGGAUUACAAAAAUAUGGGGAAAUUUUUCAAAGGAUUGGCGGCGUGCGGUGCCUGGGCCUGCUUUGAUGAGUUCAACCGUAUUGAGCUAGAAGUUCUUUCAGUAGUGGCUCAGCAGAUUCUUUGUAUCAUUCAGGCAGUUCGUGGCAAUUUAGAAAAGUUUGUCUUUGAGGGAACGGAAUUACCCUUGAAUCCAGCAGUUUAUAUCUGCAUUACCAUGAACCCUGGCUAUGCAGGACGUUCUGAACUUCCUGAUAAUCUAAAAGUACUUUUUAGAACUGUCGCGAUGAUGGUUCCAGAUUAUGCGAUGAUUGGAGAAAUAUUUUUAUAUUCAUCUGGAUUCAAUUCCGCGCGUAUUUUAUCAGUUAAAAUUGUCACCACUUAUAAAUUAUGCUCAGAACAAUUGUCAACGCAGUCACACUACGAUUAUGGAAUGCGCGCAGUAAAAACGGUGCUUCUAGCAGCACAGAAUUUGAAAAUAAAAUAUCCUGAUGCGGACGAAACUAUUUUGAUACUCCGCGCAAUCGUUGACGUUAAUUUGCCGAAAUUUUUAGCUCACGACGUUCCACUUUUUCAAGGUAUCAUUUCUGACUUAUUUCCAGGUGUUGAUUUGCCUUCUCCUAAUUAUGACAUCCUCAUAAAAUCCGUAAAAGAAGUCGCAGAGACGCGAAAUCUUCAAGCAGUAGAUGGAUUUCUUUUGAAAAUAAUUCAAACUUAUGAAAUGAUGAUUGUGCGGCACGGAUUCAUGCUUGUAGGUGAUCCUUGUGGUGGAAAAACUUCUGUUCUUCAUACUUUAGCAGACGCAUUGACUCUGAUGGCCGAGUGGGAUAAUGAACAAGGCGCCAAAACAAUUUAUACGACAAUAAACCCAAAAUCUAUAACAAUAGGCCAAUUGUAUGGACAAUUUGAUCCUGUGUCAUCAGAAUGGAGUGACGGAGUCUGUGCUGUAGCUUUUCGUCAGUAUAGUUCCGCUGAAGACUCUCUAUCAUCAAGACAGUGGAUUAUUUUUGACGGACCGGUCGAUGCAGUGUGGAUAGAAAAUCUCAAUACCGUUUUAGAUGACAAUAAGAAACUCUGCUUGACUUCGGGUGAAGUUAUGCAGAUGACUAGCGCCAUGUCUAUGAUUUUCGAAGCCAUGGAUCUGCUCCAAGCCUCACCGGCUACUGUUUCUCGAUGCGGGAUGAUCUACAUCGAGCCCCAUGUGCUCGGAUGGCGUCCCAUCGCGGAAUCCUGGUACAAAACUCUUCCUUCCUGGUCUGAAGACUAUGUAGACAUAAUUAGAGACAUGUUUGAGUGGUUGAUUGAUGGGUGCUUAGAAUUUACUCGAAAGAAGUGCCGAAUCACUUUGCACGCAGGCCAAAUCAAUCAGGUAACAAGUACUUUGAAUUUAUUUCAAAUGAUUAUGGAUGACACGGUAAAUGAUGCCAGCAAUAAAGACUCAGAAGACAUUAAAGACAAUAUAAAGUUCUGGUUCCAAGCUGCGAUGAUUCUUUCCACAGUUUGGGGAGUCUCGGGUACUCUGGAUCGGGAUUCUCAUCACAAAUUUAAUGAGUUUUUAACUGAGAUUUGGAAAAACGAAAAUUCUAGCCUUCCGAUACCUGAAAGCAUCACCCGAGACAUAAUUUUGCUACCUUCUGAAGACAUACACGAUAGUUUCUACGUUUUUCGUGGGAAAGGUCACUGGAAAACAUUUGCCGAAGAAUUAAAAACUGAAAAUCCUAUUGAGACUUGCAGUAUUACGCAGAUGGUAGUACCAACUACAGACACUAUUAAAUACCAACGUCUUUUCCAUCAGCAUAUCAAACACAACAAAAGAUUUUUGCUCUACGGUGCCACAGGAACAGGAAAAAGUUUUUACAUUCAAGAUUUAAUGACAAACAAACUUCACGAAAAGUAUAUACCGAAUUUAAUAACAUUCACUACACACACUACUGCAGUCUUAGCUCAAGAGCUGGUAAUUUCGAAACUCCAGCGCCGAAAACGUCACUAUAGCCCUGGAAAUGGAAACUCAUGUGUUGUCUUCAUCGACGACGUCAACAUGCCCGCAAAAGAAGCUUACGGAGCUCAGCCGGCAAUCGAAUUGCUGCGUCAAAUGUUCGAUCACGAUUACUGGUAUGAUUCCAAGGAUCCUGAGAAAAUAACCGUGUCCGAUACACUAUUCAUUUGCGCCAUGAGCCCGCCAGGAGGCAGUCGUCAAGAAAUCUAUCACCGAUUUCUCAGGCAUUUCAAUUUACUGACAAUUAACAAUUUCAGUGACGAAAGCAUCUGCAGAAUUUUUUCAACAAUCGCUAACAUGGGGUUCAAAAGAAAUGGAUUCGCUUCUGAUGUCAAUGUUACGGCAAAUUUAAUAGUGAAUGCUACUCUAGAAAUUUUCAAACGGGCAAUAAAUGAUUUGAGACCUACCCCUGCUAAAUCCCAUUACGCAUUCAAUCUCCGUGACUUUACGCGCGUAAUUACUGGCUGCGUAAUGAUCAAAAAGGAAUCCAUCGAGUCCCGGUCGACAUUCACUCGUCUUUGGGUCCAUGAAACUUUACGAGUUUUCGGAGACCGUUUAGUAGACAGUGCUGACAAUUCCUGGCUCUUUGAUCAGCUCAAACAAAUAGUUUCUAGAGUUAUGAAAGAGUCAUUUGAAAGUGUGUUCAAUGAUUUGCCGAAAGAAAACGAUCAAUUGACUGAAAAGAGCCUCAGAAGUCUGAUAUUUGGUACCUUCAUGGACGACUCUUUAGACAAAAAGUAUGAGGAAGUGACUUCAAUGGAGUUAUUUCAGCAGAUUGUGCUGCAGAAUCUUGAAGAUUAUAACGCAACCCAUCAUACAGCUUUGGACAUCGUGCCUUUUCGUUACGCGCUCGAACAUCUAGCUCGGGUAAGCAGAAUUAUAGCCACACCCGGUGGUAAUUUACUUAUGGUAGGAGUCGGUGGAUCUGGACGUCAAUCCUUGACAAAAUUAGCUACCGCGAUGGCUGACUAUGACUUGUUCCAACCGGAAAUAACAAGUACUUAUGGCGUAAACGAAUGGCACGAAGAUAUUAAAGGGAUUUGUAAAACGUCCGGUGCUCGUGGAAAAGAUUUAGUUUUUCUUAUUGCAGAGACUCAAAUUACUGAUAAAGUAUUUCUGUCAGACAUCGACGGGCUUUUGAAUGCCGGUGAAGUUCCUAAUUUGUUCAAUGCAGAAGAGCGGCAGGAAAUUAUCGAAAUCUGUCGUUCAACGGCAGCCAAAGACGAGGACAAUAUAACUUCUGAUGGAUCGAUAGUGUCAGUGCUGGCGUACUUUGUAAGCCGGUGCAAAGAAAAACUUCAUCUUAUGUUGUGUUUUACACCAAUAGGAGAGUCAUUUAGAACACGUCUGAGAUUGUAUCCAAGUCUGGUGAAUUGUUGCACUAUCGACUGGUUUGAAGUUUGGCCAGAAGAAGCCCUCGAGCAAGUUGCUAUCAAGUUUACAGCGGAUAUUAAUGUCGUGGAUCAAGUAAAAGUAAAUGCUGUUACUGCCUGCAAGUACUUUCACGUGUGUGCUAAAAAUAUUGCUGAAGAGUUUUAUCGAUUAACCGGAAAACAAACUUAUAUUACAUCCACGGCAUUUUUAGGCUUGAUACGAAAUUACGCGCGGUUGAUUAAAGUCAAGCAAGAAGAAAUUUCUGAAGCACGAGCUCGAUACGUGAGUGGCCUUGACAAACUGGCAUUCGCUGCCGAAGAAAUUAAAAGGAUGAAAAUAAACGUGGAAGCUCUACAACCAGAAUUGGAAGCAUCGGCUCGAGAAACUGUCGAAACUAUGAAGCAGGUGGAAAAUGAGAGUGCGGUGGUAGAGGAAGCGACCAUUCAAGUGAAGAAAGAAGAAGAAGCUGCUAAUCAUCAUGCUGAGAUUGCUGGUGCAUUGAAAAUUGAAUGCGAAGCAGAUCUUGCUUCUGCACUUCCCAUUCUCAAUGAAGCUCUACGGGCUCUCGAUACUUUAAAGCCCAAAGAUAUUUCGCUAGUUAAAGCCAUGAAAAACCCACCAGCUGGUAUUAAAUUAGUCAUGGCAGCUGUUUGUGUUAUGUUAAAUAUUCAACCUGACAGAAAAGUCUCUCCCACUACGGGGAAGAUCCUCCUUGACUACUGGAAACCCAGCAAAAAACUACUCAGUGAUAUUAAAUUUUUAGAUUCCCUAAAAAAUUAUGACAAAGACAAUAUUCCAUUGCAAACAAUAGAGACAAUUAAACGCGUUUAUCUGAUGGAUAAAAAUUUUGAGCCAGCGAUUGUCGCAAAAGCUUCGCAGGCUGCAGAAGGACUUUGCAAAUGGAUUCGCGCAAUGGUACUUUAUGACAAAGUUGCUAGAGAAAUAGCACCAAAAAAGCGAAAACUAGAAGACGUGGAAAAAGAUUACUCUGAAACUAUGAUUAUUUUAGAGGAAAAACGUCUUGCCUGUACAGAGUUAACGAACAAAUUAACGAUCUUGAAGGAUAAUUUAGAUAAAAUUUUAGAAAGAAAAAUAAAUCUUGAAAAUGAAGUGUCCCGUUGCCGCAAUAAAUUAAUACGGGCGGAAAAAUUAAUAAGUGGUUUGGGAGGCGAAGAACGUCGUUGGUUGAUAACUGCCGAAAAUUUGCUUAAAUCUUAUGAAACUUUGCCAGGCGAUAUUUUAAUAUCUUGUGCCAUAAUAGCGUACUUGGCGCCAUUCACAUCAACUUAUCGAGCAGAUAAUAUAAAUAAAUGGACACUUUAUAUCAAGGAUAUAAAAAUUCCUUGCUCGCAAGAGUUUCAUUUUGUGAAAAUUUUAGGCAAUGAUUUACAAAUAAACACGUGGAAUAUUUCGGGCCUGCCUAGGGACGUAUUUUCAACAGAAAAUGCUGUGAUUAUGUCCAAUAGCGAGCGUUGGAGUUUAUUUAUUGAUCCGCAGAGUCAAGCUAAUAGAUGGAUUCGCACGAUGGAGAAAUCGAGCGACGUUGAAAUUGUUAAAUUAACAGACAAAAAUUAUAUGAGUGUCGUUGAGCAGUGCAUUGAAUUCGGUAAGCCGGUAUUGAUUGAAAAUAUUUAUGAAGAAUUGGACGCUUCACUGGACCCGAUACUCAUGAAAAACAUCUACAGAGUCGCCAGCGAGUUUUAUAUAACUCUAGGUGAAAAAAUAAUAAAAUACAGUGAAAAAUUCCGUCUCUACAUGACAACUAAAUUACGGAAUCCCCAUUACGUGCCAGAAGUUUUUAAUAAAGUCACGGUAAUUAAUUUUUCACUGACUAAAAUAGCGCUCGAGGACCAACUUCUAGGGCUUGUUGUGGCCAAAGAGCGACCGGAAUUGCAAGAGAAACGCGAGUACUUGAUAGUACAGGGAGCGGCUAAUAAAAAAGCACUUCAAGAAGUUGAAGAUAACAUCCUGAAAACUCUGUCUUCGGGCACGGGUUCAGAGAUUCUUGAAGACGAGGAAGCUGUGGGAAUUCUAGAUUCGUCUAAGAUACUGUCAACAGACAUUUUGAAGAAGCAACAAGCAUCCGAAGAGACUCAACGUAAAAUAGAAACCGCGAGAAAUGAUUACGCAUCAAUUGCUAAAUAUUCUUCAGCUCUUUAUUACACGUGCACAGAUUUGCCUAAUAUUGAACCGAUGUAUCAGUACUCAUUAGCCUGGUUCAUUAAUCUCUAUGUCACCACAAUCGAGACUGCUCAUAAAAGCAAACUAUUGCAAAAAAGAUUAAAUUUUUUACGCGAUACUUUUACUUACAAUCUUUAUCAAAAUAUAAGCAGGUCAUUGUUCGAAAAAGAUAAACCGCUUUACGGAUUUAUUUUGUACACGACAAUUUUAAUCGAGCGACAAGAAAUAACUGCUGAAGAAUUGAAUUUAUUUUUAUCUGCUAUCGAUGUUAAGAAAAUGGAAAAUCCAAUCGACUGGUUGCCAGAUAAAUCGUGGCUCAAAUUAUGCCAACUUGAUUGUCUGGGAGUGUUUAAAGAUUUUGUAAAAAGUUUUCUCAAUAAUUUACAAGUCUGGAAAAAUUUUUAUAACGCGGAUAUAAAUUCCCAAAGUGUACAAUUACCGGCGCCUUGGGACAAAGAGCUAACGGACUUUCAGAAAUUAAUUAUCAUGAGAAUAAUACAUCCGGACAAAGUUUUACAAAUGAUAAUAAAAUUCAUCGAACGGGGAAUGGGAAAUAAAUUUAUCUUGCCAGUUACUUUUGACCUUACGAAAUCUUAUAAUGACUCAAACUCGUUGAACCCUUUGAUAUUUAUUUUAUCUCAGGGUUCAGAUCCCACUGCGUCUCUAUUUAAUUUUGCAGCGGCGAUGAAUUAUCAAGAUAAAUUUAUUACUAUUUCAUUGGGGCAGGGUCAAGGAGCGCGGGCUGAAAAAUUAAUUAGAGAAGGCCAGAAAAAUGGCGAGUGGGUCUGCUUGCAGAAUUGUCAUUUAGCUGCCUCAUGGAUGCCCGCGUUAGAAAAAAUAUGCGAGCAAUUUGACUCAACCAAUACGUCAACUAAUUUUCGGCUGUGGUUAACGAGUUACCCUACGGCUAAAUUUCCUAUUUCUGUCCUCGAAAACGCAGUGAAAAUGACAAACGAACCGCCCAGAGGAUUGCAGCAGAAUUUAAUGCGUUUGUAUUCGUCGGAGCCUUUGAAAAAUCCCGAAUUUUUUGACAGCUGUCCUGGAAAAGAAAAAAUUUUCUUACGUUUGACUUACGGUCUCUGUUUUUUCCACGCAGUUAUACAGGAGCGUAAAAAUUAUGGCCCGCAGGGUUGGAAUAUUCCUUACGGCUUUAAUGAAUCAGAUUUUGAAAUUUCUAUAAAUCAAUUGCAAAUAUUUAUUAAUCAAUUCAAUGAAUUACCGCUGAAAGCAAUUACUUACUUAACAGGAGAGUGUAAUUACGGCGGACGCGUUACGGAUGAUCGUGACCGCCGUUGUUUACAAACAAUCCUCCAGGAUUAUUAUAAUUAUGAAAUAGUAACAGACGACCGGUAUAAAUUGACCGAGGGCUCAGAUGAAUAUUACAGCGUGCCUCGUAAAAAUAAUUACCACGAGUAUGUAAAACAAAUCCAGCGGAUUCCACUGGAUCCUGAACCUCAAGUAUUUGGUCUGCAUGCGAAUGCGAGGAUUACCCGAGACUUGGAAACAUCCAGGAUUUUUUUCGAUUCCCUGCGCAAAAUCUCCGGCACUGUCUCCCUUGCGGGCGGAGUUACUACAGGAGAUUUUGGUUCUAAGCAAGACGAAUUGCUGCUGGCAAUAAAACGAGACAUUUAUGAAAGACUUCCGGAUUUAUUUGACCUCGAAGCUGCUGUAAAAAAGUAUCCAGUACGUUAUGAUGAAUCAAUGAACACGGUAUUAGUUCAGGAAUUAGAACGUUACAAUAAUUUACUCCAUGUUGUACGAACGAGUCUUGAAAUGCUGGAAAACGCAAUCUGGGGAAUUAUUGUUAUGACUUAUGAAUUAGAAAUAAUUUAUAAUGAAAUAUUAAGCGGCAAAAUUCCUUCUUUAUGGAUAAAAUCUAGCGCAUACCCGUCGUUAAAAUCGCUUGGUAAUUUUAUAGCCGAUUUAUUGAAACGUCUUGAGUUUUUUAAAAAUUGGCUGGAUCACGGGAAACCCGAAACUUUUUGGAUCUCUGGGUUUUCAUUUGCCCACGCGUUUUUAACUGGCGCCAUGCAAAACUUUGCACGCAAGUACAAAAUAUCAAUCGACAAACUAGACUUUGACUUUGAGGUGAUGUCAGAUAAAUUAAAUUCAGCCCCAGCAGACGGUGUCUAUAUCUACGGAUUAUAUUUAACUGGUGGCCGUUGGGAUUUAUCGAAAAAAGUCCUCACUGAAAGCCACUCAAAAAUUUUGUACGACCCACUGCCGACUGUCUGGUUAAAGCCAACGGAAAUAAUAAAUAUUAAUCGGCAUAAUCCCAUUCGAUAUGAAUGCCCACUGUACAUAACAUCUGAGCGAUUUGGUAGCCUUAAAACAACGGGGCAUUCAACAAAUUACGUCUUGAUGAUUCUGCUGGACACGGAAUUACCAGUCAGUCAUUGGAUCAAGCGAGGCCUUGCUCUCUUAUGUCAGCUAACUGAUUAA
Microplitis demolitor is the source of this 10508-nucleotide messenger RNA. It is a transcript of the gene Dhc62B, whose product is annotated as dynein axonemal heavy chain 7. Bases 210 to 10508 code for a protein of 3432 amino acids. Gene Ontology annotation, molecular function: dynein light intermediate chain binding; minus-end-directed microtubule motor activity; ATP binding. Lineage: Eukaryota; Metazoa; Arthropoda; Insecta; Hymenoptera; Braconidae. The transcript has 5 exons. Gene Ontology annotation, cellular component: dynein complex. The record is from RefSeq and is a predicted model, not a curated record. Gene Ontology annotation, biological process: regulation of apoptotic process; microtubule-based movement.